ACCCAGGAAGAAGGUUGGUUUUGCUUUAAUGGCUUAUGCUAGAAGUGGAGAAGAUAAACCCUAAACUCUUGCAGACAAAGAUUGAAAAAAAAUGAAUAGUGAAACACUGUCAAUGCAACAUACAGAGUAAAAAUAGACAACUAUUGGCAUGCGAAGAAUGAAAUAAGUGUGGAUCAAAAGAAAUGAAGUUGCCGAUCUGAUGAAAAUUUAUUUGACUUGGGAGUUUGUAUUAUCAAGUUCAUGAUACAGAUUGUUGAAAAUAUGUGACUUAGUUUUUUAACACACACAUAUAUUACUUUUACACAUUUUAAAAUAAAAAUCAUACAGUCACUAACAAAGCAUUGAAAAAUCACUAUCAUUCUCUCUUCUAUAUAAAGGUAAAAUCCUCUCAUUCUCUUCUCUCGCAAAAAUCAGGCAGAUGAGAUUCAAUUGAUUGAUUCAUUUUGAGAUAUCCCGGUGAGUUCAACUCUCUCAAGUUUUUGUUUCACUGUCGAUGGGAUUUAGGGUUUUUGUUGGGUCGUCAAGAGAAUUUUAGAUUAUUAACUCUGUUAGUAGUAGCAGUAGUAGUAGUAAAGUCUUUUUCUUGGCUUGAUUCUCCAAAACUCAAGAAAUGGGUCAGAGAGAAUUAGUUGAUACUUACUUAGUACUACAACUUUGAUUUGAUUUUCAAGAAUUGAAUUUAGAAAAAAAAAAAAAAAAAAACAACAAUGGCCUCCUAUAGGCCAUUCACCGCACCACCGCAACCGCCACAACCACCGCAACAACAACAGCAAAGACCAAAUCAGUAUACUCAAAGUUACAAUCCUCAAUUGGCCCCACCACCUCAAAACUAUCAGAAUUACUCACAACAUUACCCUCAGCCGCCCCGCCCCGCCCCGCCUCCUCACCAACAAUACCCUUAUCAGCGACCCCCUCCUCCUGAAUCCUCUUACCCACCUCCUCCUCCUCCACCAGCACCACUACAGCAACAGCCGCCGCCGCCGCCACCACCUAAUAUGUACUAUCCCACUUCACAUUAUGCUCUUCAAUCAUUGCAGCAGCCAAUUCAGCCUCCACCUCCACCUCCACCCCCUUCGUCUCCUCCUCCCAGCUCUUCAAUUCCACCCCCACCCCCUCCCAGCUCCCCACCCCCUCCCCCUCCUAAGGACAGUGCAUUUGAAAGAGAUAAAGGGGUGUCUCAGGAGAAGAGAGAACAUGAUCAUCCCAAUCAUGGGAAACAUCAGCAGCAGCAGUCGCAGCUUCCUCUGGUGGUGAAGAAGGCGAAUGGGCACCCAGGGAGGGUGGAGACCGAGGAGGAGAGGAGGUUGAGGAAGAAGAGAGAGUUUGAGAAGCAAAGGCAGGAGGAGAACCGUAGGCAGCAAUUGAAAGAGUCGCAGAACUCUGCUUUGCUAAAGAACCACGUGAUCUCUUCUCAAAAAGGGCAUGGUUCCAUUGUUGGUUCACGGUUGGGGGAUAGGGUGGCAACUCCAUUGUUGGGUGGGGAGAGGGCUGAGAAUAGGUUGAAGAAGCCAACGACCUUCAUGUGCAAGUUGAAAUUCCGGAAUGAACUUCCUGAUCCGAGUGCUCAACCGAAGCUGAUGCCUUUAAAGAGAGAGAAAGAUCGAUUUACUAAGUACACAAUCACAUCUUUGGAGAAAAUGUAUAAACCUCAACUAUAUGUUGAGCCAGAUCUUGGGAUACCUCUUGACCUUCUUGAUCUCAGUGUAUACAAUCCUCCUAGUGUUAGACCACUUCUUGCUCCUGAAGAUGAGGAAUUGUUGCAUGAUGAUGAGUCAGUCACCCCUGUAAAGAGAGACGGCAUAAAAAGAAAAGAAAGGCCAACAGAUAAAGGUGUUUCUUGGCUAGUGAAGACACAGUAUAUAUCUCCUCUUAGCAUGGAGUCAGCUAAACUGUCUCUGACUGAAAAACAAGCUAAAGAACUGAGAGAGAUGAAGGGAGGCUGCAAGCUUUUGGACAAUCUCAAUAAAAGGGAGAGACAAAUCAAGGAAAUUCAAGCAUCGUUUGCCUCAAACAAGUUACCCCCUGUGCAUGCAACUAAUAAAAACUUAAAGCCAGUCGAGAUUCUGCCUCUGCUACCUGAUUUUGAUCGGUAUGGAGAUAAAUUUGUCACAGUAGCAUUUGAUGGUGCUCCUACAGCUGAUGCAGAAAAUUACAGGAAGUUCGAUCCAUCUGACCGUGAUGCCUAUGAAUCAUGGGCUAUUAUGAAAGCUUGUGUGGCAUCAGGUUCAGAUCCGGCUAACCCAGAGAAGUUUUUGGCAUACACAGUACCUUCUCCAGAUGAGCUGUCAAAGGAUAUGUAUGAUGAAAAUGAGGAUAUCUUAUAUUCUUGGAUUCGCGAGUAUCAUUGGGAUGUACGGGGGGAUGAUGUCGAUGACCCUUCAACGUUCCUUGUUUCAUUUGAUGAAGCUGAAGCUCGCUAUUUGCCUCUUCCCACAAAGAUUAGUUUAAGAAAGAAGAGAGCCAGAGAGGGAAGAUCAGGUGACGAGAUUGAACAUUUUCCUAUACCGUCAAGAGUAACUGUGAGGAAAAGAGCUGUAGCUGCUACAAUUGAACAGAGAGAUUCGGGGGCUAUUUCAAAUUCAAGGGGAAACAAUUCAAGGAUGGAAAGGUUUGAGGAUGAGGAUGGCCUUGGAAGACUACAGAGGGUUGCUCUAGACGAGGACCUUCACCAUUCUAGUGGGGCUGAAGAUGAGAUGUCUGAGUGAUCCUUUGAUGCAAAUGCUGUAAAACUUCUGUACUUGCCUAUUUGGGUUGGAAGGUGACUAGGUGGAGAUUGUGUAUUCAGAUGCUCGCAAUGAAAAACUGAGUAAUUUACCCCCGCCAUUCGUGCCGGCAGUUGGAAUUUCCUUUUUGCCCCCCAGAUUGUAGUUGGUUUUAGUUUAUACAGAUUUUCUGAUAUCAAGAGGGAUAGAGAAAGGAAGCUGUAAAAAAGGUUAGACAUCAUAUAAACCGAGUUUCAUUUCCUCUAAUGUGUUCAAUUUUGAUCCAUGUAACAUUAAAAUGCUCUUUUUCCUUUUUUCUCGUUGUUAAAAAUAUAAGCGCUUGCUUGGUUAGGUGUUGAUAGGCGUGGAAAAUAGUUAAUAACCCACAUCUGGUUCUUUAAUCUUUCUUUGAUUUUGUACAUUUCUAUAAUUCUUGAUCAAUGAAAUUUCUUAGCAAA
Molecule: messenger RNA, 3160 nt
Organism: Populus trichocarpa (black cottonwood)
Lineage: Eukaryota; Viridiplantae; Streptophyta; Magnoliopsida; Malpighiales; Salicaceae
Product: protein PAF1 homolog
Exons: 12
Coding region: 708-2705 (665 amino acids)
Biological process (GO): transcription elongation by RNA polymerase II
Cellular component (GO): Cdc73/Paf1 complex
Molecular function (GO): chromatin binding; RNA polymerase II complex binding
Source: RefSeq, a predicted model, not a curated record